GGCGGUAAACAAGAUGGCGGCGGCGUGUCGGUCUAGGAAAGGGGAGGCGGCUCUCGGCGUCCGCGAGUGAGGCGCGAGCCGCCGAGGGCGGCGCCGGCGUGGAGUUUUCUCUCGCGGGCAGCAUCUUUCUGCCUGGAGUUAGACUACCCCCUCGCCGCUCCGGCCUCCUGCCUGUCGCGCGGCGGCUAGGCGGCGAGGGGGACGCGCCGCCCGGGGUGUUUUUUCCCCCGCUCGGUCCCCGGAAGAUUCCUGUCCCGACUUCGUGCCCGCGAUCUGCGGGUGUCCAGGUGUCCCGCGUCCGGGUGGAGUCUGCGCCCCGAGAAGUCGUGGAACUAAGGGGCCACGCGCGGCGUCGGCGCGGGCCGGACAUGGACGGCGCGGACCGGCCUCGACGCGGCCGCCUGGGCCCCUGAGCGCGGGGCCCAAGUGGCGACCAUGACCUAGCGGCCCGCGCGCCGCGACGGCGGACCGUCGCCUCCGUCGGAAGCAGCGUCCCCGGGGACCCGAAUUGGGGGGACGCGAGGGUUGGGGGGGCUCAUUGCUUUUUUUUUUUUUCAUUCUUAUUUUCAGUUUUUUUUUUUCUCCCUGAGCACCUAGAAGAAAAGGGGGAAAACCAAAAGUGAAGAAUUGGCGCCCAGGAAGCGGACGUGGACCCGGUUGUGGGGACCGGGAGGGUUGUGGAGGUCGUUCCUUUUUUCCCCCCUUCCUUUUUUUCUCCUUCUUGAACAUUUGGAAGAAGCGGGUGGGGGAAAUUCGAACUUGAAAAGAAUUGGCGCUCUCGAAAGGGAAAGGGACAAGGACAAAGAGUGGGCCAGGAUGGACGUGGCGGACCCCCAGCCGUUGGGCCUGUUCCCCGAGGGCGAGCUGAUGUCGGUGGGCAUGGACACCUUCAUCCACCGCAUCGACUCCACCGAGGUGAUCUACCAGCCGCGCCGCAAGCGCGCCAAGCUCAUCGGCAAGUACCUGAUGGGGGACCUGCUCGGGGAGGGCUCGUACGGCAAGGUGAAGGAGGUGCUGGACUCCGAGACCUUGUGCCGCAGGGCGGUCAAGAUCCUCAAGAAGAAAAAGCUGCGCAGGAUCCCUAAUGGCGAGGCCAACGUCAAGAAGGAGAUCCAGCUGCUGCGGCGGCUGCGGCAUCGGAAUGUGAUCCAGCUUGUGGAUGUGCUGUACAAUGAGGAGAAGCAGAAGAUGUAUAUGGUGAUGGAGUACUGCGUGUGUGGCAUGCAGGAGAUGCUGGACAGUGUGCCGGAGAAGCGCUUCCCUGUGUGCCAGGCUCAUGGGUACUUCCGCCAGCUGAUUGACGGCCUGGAGUACCUACACAGCCAGGGCAUUGUUCACAAGGACAUCAAGCCGGGCAACCUGCUACUCACCACCAAUGGCACACUCAAGAUCUCCGACCUCGGUGUUGCCGAGGCCCUGCACCCUUUCGCUGUGGAUGACACCUGCCGGACAAGCCAGGGCUCCCCGGCCUUCCAGCCUCCAGAGAUUGCCAAUGGACUGGAUACCUUUUCAGGUUUCAAGGUGGACAUCUGGUCAGCUGGGGUCACACUCUACAACAUCACCACGGGCCUGUACCCGUUUGAGGGGGACAACAUCUACAAGCUCUUUGAGAACAUCGGGAGAGGGGACUUCACCAUCCCUUGUGACUGUGGGCCACCACUCUCUGACCUACUCCGAGGGAUGUUGGAGUACGAGCCAGCCAAGAGGUUCUCCAUCCGACAGAUUAGGCAGCACAGCUGGUUCCGGAAGAAACAUCCUCUGGCUGAGGCGCUCGUGCCUAUCCCACCAAGCCCAGACACUAAGGACCGCUGGCGCAGUAUGACCGUAGUGCCCUACCUGGAGGACCUGCAUGGCCGUGCAGAGGAGGAAGAGGAUGAGGACUUGUUUGACAUUGAGGAUGGCAUCAUCUACACCCAGGACUUCACAGUGCCUGGUGUCGAGGAGGCGGCCGAGGCAGGGCUUAGCGAGGACGCAUGCGACACAUGCGUGUGGAAGAGCCAGGGCGCAGGCCUUCCUGGAGAGGAGCCCGAGGAGGGGUUCGGGGCUUUAGUGUAGCUCCCUGUGUGGUGCCCCACCAUGUCCUCUAUAAAGCUUUGUCCACUGUGUCUGCAGGUGGAUGCUUGCCGCGACUGCCCUGCCAUCACUAUCCUGACAGGCUCCCUGCCAGGGUUUCAAAGAACAUGCCUGGGUCCAAGGCCUGAGCCAUAUCCUCAGAGCAUGGGUGGUCACCAGCCAAGGCUCUUGUGGCCUUUGUCCCUGUGCCCCUCAAGCCAGCCUCACUCAGCUCUUGGCCUUUCAAAUAGUUGUUGGGGGAGGGUAAGGACCUUGAGCUACUAUGUCAGUUGAGAGUUCUGAAAGUAGUGCUCACUGGGUGCCAGGUGGGACCCACAAGGACAGGUGUACACCUCAUGUCCAGUACGGGCCCUUUGCCACAGCCCUUCCUAAGGUUGAAGCCAUCCCUGUGUGGGAAUAGUGUCUUUACUGUCACCUGGAGCCCUUGCCUCGACUGUCCCACAGGCUGGGCUCCUGGCUAAGAGCUGGUGCCUGACAGGGCCCUCUUCAUGUGGCUCCUCUGUGGGGGAGGAGAAGCAUGAAGGACUCUCAAGGCUGCUGUGGUUUAAGGGAGGCAAGGUUCUGGGGACACUGGGUGGCCAUGGGGCCCCUUUGUCAACUGGGGUAGUGUUGCACAGAGUGAAGUGACAGCCUGGUCCCUCUGUACCUGGCUUGAGGGUCAUACUCAACAACAGGACAGGGGCUUUCUACUCAGUGCCUUGUGUGGAAGAGGGAACAGAUUGCCUCCUCAGAGUCCGCCUGACCUCAUGCCCCAGUCCUGUCCAGAACGAGAGCCAGCAUGGGUGCUGCUCGUGUGGCCGGGUCAGAGGUUCUGAGAGAAAUUGUGGACCCAGAAGCAUGGGCAGUGGGGCUUGUGCUGGGUCCCCACAGCUGCAUCGCAGAGCACUGGGCUGUGUAGCUACAUGUAGACACUGCCCACUGGGACCUCUUGUUCUACCAUGAGGGCAGGCCAGCAGAGCAAGCUGGGCCUGCAGCCCCCAGCUGGAUGGUCUCCGAGCUCAGCACAGCUAGUAGCCCUGGGUCGAUUGCUUCAUCUCCUUGUGCCUGUACUGAGGGUCUAGAGCCUGGCUCCCUGGAGAGCUCUGAGCUGGUGUUGGGCUGCCCAGGCUAGACAGGCAGGUGAGCAUGGGCGCCUUACAGGUGGGCCAGGGCACACCACUGACGGCAGUGGGCCUGCCUGUCUUUGAGCUACUGAAGGGUGGCACGAGAGGCUAGAGAGCGUAAGCCUGAGCAGCCUCUUGCGCGGUUGGGGCUGGCUGGGCCCUGGGGCUUUGAGCUGCCUGCCCCUUGGCUCAAGCUGUUUGCCAU
Molecule: messenger RNA, 3381 nt
Organism: Arvicanthis niloticus (Nile rat)
Lineage: Eukaryota; Metazoa; Chordata; Mammalia; Rodentia; Muridae
Source: RefSeq, a predicted model, not a curated record